This is a messenger RNA of Coregonus sp. 'balchen', 5348 nucleotides long. Lineage: Eukaryota; Metazoa; Chordata; Actinopteri; Salmoniformes; Salmonidae. The record is from the annotation of a GenBank genome assembly.
AUGCUUUGCCAUAUAACGCUCCCGGACGCGGUGGUGAUGGAGCUGGAUGUUGAUUCGAAGGCAAAUGGAGAGGACUGCUUACACAAGGUACAUUUAUUAGAAUUGAAAUUGAACCAUGCUAAAUCUAUUUUAUUCCAUGUUGUCAGUGUCUCUGUGUUGGGGUUGCAAAUUAAUGCAGUUUUAACCAUUUUGAUUUCUGUAAACAUUUGGGGAAUUUGAAUAAAAGUAAACUUACUUGUAACAAUGUAACAACAGUGUAGUACUUGUAACAUUGUAUUUAAUUACCAGACUUGAUGGGGUAUUGACUUCUUUAGUGAAGUGGUUUUUUUCUAUUGUUUUGACGCACAGGUCUGUCGGAAACUGGGAAUAAUAGAGGUGGAUUACUUUGGGCUCCAGUUCAGCGGAAGCAAAGGGGAGAGUUUGUGGUUGAACCUGAGGAACAGGAUCUCACAACAGAUGGAUAACCUGGCUCCCUGCAGACUGAAGCUCCGAGUCAAGUUCUUUGUAGAACCCCAUCUCACCCUGCAAGAACAGACGAGGUAUGUUUACUGUGCACUCUAUAAGGGACCUAUUUGGAGUAAGGCACUCUGCCUAUUGUAGCUAAUGGUACUGCAAACAUUAGAUGUAAAGGUAGUAGGUCAUGUCUUUUUUAAAUGCAAUAAGAUUACCAAAAUGUAGUGACAGAACAGAUUGGAUCAGAUAAAAUCGAGUUACAACCCUGCUAUUUCGGUCAACUUGUAAUCUUUCAGCCCAUAGAGUCAGGGGGAUGUUUGACCCCCCCGUAUGCAAACAGUGGCAGGAGACGCAUCGGCAGCGAGUUAGUUACCCUGCAUGCAUUGAACUGUGUGAUCAGCUAACUCUAGCGCUAACCUGUAAUGUCUACCUACACCUGUUGUAUUUGGCGCAUGUGGCAAAUACAAUUUGAUUUGAUUUGAUCAGCAAGCUGUAACGCUAACCUACAUGUCCCUGGCCAGUCAAUGUGCUCUAUGGGCUUUGUUCCAGUGUAUAACGUGUGUGUAUAAUGUGACUCAGGAUUACGUCCCAAACGGCCCCCUUUUCUCUUUAUAGCGCACUACUUUUGAUAAUAUUCCUAUGGGUGCAGUAGGGUUGUGUCCCGAUCUCUCUAUCCAAAUCUCAAAGUGUGCACUUUGCACACUCCCCGGUGUUGAGCGAUUAGUGCUUUUUGAGGUCUGUUAAAAAAUUAAAUAAAAGCACGGUUUCGAUUAUUUGGGAUGAAUGCUGUAACAACACAGAAUAAAAGGUCCAUUGGUGGUAGUGACUGCCCAUUACUGCUGAUCACCUAUUAUCCAUUUAUUCACAUUACUUUACUUUAAUAUUAAUAUUUCAGUUGUUGUGUAUAUUCCAUUUGUUUUAUUUGAUGACUUUAUUAUUUCAUUCCAUGUCAUCUCAUCUCUAGAGCUCCUCCCUAUGCUGUCUGACAAAAUCAUUAUUUUAGUCUUCAAAGCAAAUAAGGCAUACUUUUAUGACUGCUGAAAACCAACUAUCAAUCACUUAGAUCAUGUAUUUUCAGGUAGAGAUACCUCACUAAGCAACAGCUGCUCUCUAUAUCCCCUCACGAUCGCGCAUUCUUCUGCCUCUUCUGUAGCAGGCGUAAAAGAAACGCACAGACCUGACAAGUAGAUGCUCAAUGGAUUAUAGUCAUCGUGGUUAAUUACCACGUUUGAUGUGCUAAACUAUGUAGAAUAUUGGCCUGUUGGAAACCACAACUCCCUACUACAUCGGACAGUUCAGGCUGGAUCUGAUUUAUCUCUAGAGAAACUGUGCAAUGUGCGCAUUGAGCUCACAAAAAAAAAAAAUGUAAUUCAAAUAAUUGAACUGACGUCGGUCAAUUAGUUGUUUAAAAACCGAAAAAUAACCAAUAUUUAGGUUAAUCGCUCAGCACUACAUCAUGGUCAAAGAUGGGACCGAGAGAAUGAAAAACAGCUUCUAUCUCAAGGCCAUCAGACUGUUAAAUAGCCAUCACUAGCACAUCAGAGGCUGCUGCUGCCUUUUACAUUUUAGUCAGUUAGCAGACGCUCUUAUCCAGAGCGACUUACAGUUAGUGAGCACAUACAUUUUUCAUACUGGCCCCCCGUGGAAAUCGAACCCACAACCCUGGCGUUGCAAGCGCCAUGCUCUACCAACUGAGCUACACUGGCCACUUUAAGAAAUGGAACACUAGUCACUUUAAUAAUGUUUACAUAUCUUGCAUUACUCAUCUCAUAUGUAUAUACUGUAUUCUAUAAUAUUCUACUGUAUCUUAGUCCAUGCCGCUCUGUCAUUGCUUGUCCAUAUAUGUAUUAUUAAAUUCCAUUCCUUACUUAGAUUUGUGUGUAUUGGGUAUGUGUUGUGAAAUUGUUAGAUAUUACUUGUUAGAUAUUACUGCACUGUCGGAGCUAGAAGCACAAGCAUUUCGCUACACCCGCAAUAACAUCUGCUAAACACGUGUAUGUGACAAAUAACAUUUGAUUUGAUUUGGAUUUAAAAGCAUUGGAUUAGCUGGAGGGAGUUUCCACCUUUGUGAAAUACAUGAUGGGAUGUGUGCCAGGCCCAACUAUCCAGCAGGACAAGGUAAAUCAUGACCCAGCCAAGUACUUGACCGGACAGAGGGUACUGGUCUAUCUAGAGGUCCUACUUGUACAAUACCUGCAUUGCGGUAUUGGCAAGUCAACAGACGGGGAGCUACGAGUACCUAUCCGAGACGGUACUACAGUACCUAUACAGACCAGCCAGGGUACCUACAGUACAUACCAGACAGGGGUACCUACAGUACUAUAACCAGCAGCCAGGGUACCUACAGUACUAUACCAGCACAGGGUACCUACAGUACUAUACCAGCCAGCCAGGGUACCUACAGUACUAUACCAGACAGCAGGGUACCUACAGUACUAUACACAGACCACAGCCAUCCCAGGGUACCUACAGUACUAUACCAGCAGCCAGGGUACCUACAGUACUAUACCAGCCAGACCAGGGUACCUACAGUAUAAACCAGCCAGCCAGGGUACCUACAGUACUAUACCAGCCACAGGGUACCUACAGUAAUACCAGCCAGCACAGGGUACCUACAGUACUAUACCAGACAGCCAGGGUACCUACAGUACUAUACCAGCACAGGGUACCUACAGUACUAUACCAGACAGCCAGGGUACCUACAGUACUAUACCAGCCAGCAGGGUACCUACAGUACUAUACCGCAGCCAGGGUACCUAAGUACUAUACCAGCCAGACAGGGUACCUACAGUACUAUACCUGCCAGCCAGGGUACCUACAGUACUAUACCAGCCAGCCAGGGUACCUAUAGUACUAUACCAGCCAGACAGGGUACCUACAGUACUAUACCUGCCAGCCAGGGUACCUACAGUACUAUACCAGCCAGACAGGUACCUACAGUACUAUACCUGCCAGCCAGGGUACCUACAGUACUAUACCAGCCAGGGGUACCUACAGUACUAUACCGCCAGCCAGGGUACCUACAGUACUAUACCAGCCAGCCAGGGUACCUACAGUACUAUACCAGCCAGCAGGGUACCUACAGUACUAUACCAGACAGCCAGGGUACCUACAGUACUAUACCAGACAGCCAGGGUACCUACAGUACUAUACCAGCCAGGGUACCUACAGUACUAUCCCGCCAGGGUACCUACAUACUAUCCAGCCGGGUACCUACAGUACUAUACCAGACAGCCAGGGUACCUACAGUACUAUACCAGACAGCCAGGGUACCUACAGUACUAUAACCAGACAGGGUACCUACAGUACUAUACCAGACAGCCAGGGUACCUACAGUACUAUACCAGACAGGGACCUACAAACCAGCGGUACCUACAGUACUAUACCAGACAGCCAGGGUACCUACAGUACUAUACCAGACAGCCAGGGUACCUACAGUACUAUACCAGACAAGGGUACCUACAGCACUAUACCAGACAGCCAGGGUACCUACAGUACUAUACCAGCCAGACAGGGUACCUACAGUACUAUACCAGACAGCCAGGGUACCUACAGUACUAUACCAGCCAGACAGGGUACCUAGAGUACUAUACCAGACAGCCAGGGUACCUACAGUACUAUACCAGACAGCCAGGGUACCUACAGUACUAUACCAGCCAGCCAGGGUACCUACAGUACUAUACCAGACAGACAGGGUACCUACAGUACUAUACCUGCCAGCCAGGGUACCUACAGUACUAUACCAGACAGACAGGGUACCUACAGUACUAUACCAGCCAGCCAGGGUACCUACAGUACUAUACCAGCCAGCCAGGGUACCUACAGUACUAUACCAGACAGGGUACCUACAGUACUAUACCAGCCAGACAGGGUACCUACAGUACUAUACCAGACAGCCAGGGUACCUACAGUACUAUACCAGACAGCCAGGGUACCUACAGUACUAUACCAGACAGCCAGGGUACCUACAGUACUAUACCAGACAGCCAGGGUACCUACAGUACUAUACCAGCCAGGGUACCUACAGUACUAUACCAGCCAGCCAGGGUACCUACAGUACUAUACCAGCCAGCCAGGGUACCUACAGUACUAUACCAGCCAGCCAGGGUACCUACAGUACUAUACCAGACAGCCAGGGUACCUACAGUACUAUACCAGCCAGACAGGGUACCUACAGUACUAUACCAGCCAGACCAGGGUACCUACAGUACUAUACCAGCCAGGGUACCUACAGUACUAUACCAGCAGCCAGGGUACCUACAGUACUAUACCAGCCAGGGUACCUACAGUACUAUACCAGCCAGCCAGGGUACCUACAGUACUAUACCAGCCAGCCAGGGUACCUACAGUACUAUACCAGACAGACAGGGUACCUACAGUACUAUACCAGCCAGACAGGGUACCUACAGUACUAUACCAGCCAGCCAGGGUACCUACAGUACUAUACCAGCCAGGGUACCUACAGUACUAUACCAGCCAGCCAGGGUACCUACAGUACUAUACCAGCCAGGGUACCUACAGUACUAUACCAGCCAGCCAGGGUACCUACAGUACUAUACCAGCCAGCCAGGGUACCUACAGUACUAUACCAGCCAGCCAGGGUACCUACAGUACUAUACCAGACAGGGUACCUACAGUACUAUACCAGCCAGACAGGGUACCUACAGUACUAUACCAGACAGCCAGGGUACCUACAGUACUAUACCAGACAGCCAGGGUACCUACAGUACUAUACCAGACAGCCAGGGUACCUACAGUACUAUACCAGCCAGACAGGGUACCUACAGUACUAUACCAGACAGCCAGGGUACCUACAGUACUAUACCAGCCAGACAGGGUACCUACAGUACUAUACCAGAGAGCCAGGGUACCUACAGUACUAUACCAGCCAGCCA